Messenger RNA from Alligator sinensis (Chinese alligator), 1464 nucleotides. RefSeq names its product 5-hydroxytryptamine receptor 3A (gene HTR3A). The transcript is spliced from 9 exons. The coding region runs from base 1 to 1464 and encodes 487 amino acids. Gene Ontology annotation, cellular component: postsynaptic membrane; synapse; neuron projection. The record is from RefSeq and is a predicted model, not a curated record. Gene Ontology annotation, biological process: monoatomic ion transmembrane transport; chemical synaptic transmission; signal transduction. Gene Ontology annotation, molecular function: transmembrane signaling receptor activity; extracellular ligand-gated monoatomic ion channel activity; neurotransmitter receptor activity. Lineage: Eukaryota; Metazoa; Chordata; Crocodylia; Alligatoridae.
AUGGUGCUCUCGGCUUGGUGGGCAUUGCUCACCCUGGCCCUGGCUGCCUUCGAGCUGCAGAGUGAAGCUGCUCGGAGAGGGAAGAACAGGACACUGGAUACAGCCAAGCCGGCCCUGCUCCAGCUCUCUGAGCACCUGCUGACUCAUUACAACAAGGGCGUCCGGCCAGUUCGGGACUGGAGGACAACCACCAACGUGGCCAUUGACGUCAUGGUCUAUGCCAUUCUCAACGUGGAUGAAAAGAAUCAGGUGCUGACAACCUACAUCUGGUACAGACAGCACUGGAUCGACGAGUUCCUCAAGUGGGACCCCGACAACUUUGAUAACAUCACGCAGGUGUCCCUGCCCACUGAGAGCAUCUGGGUGCCCGACAUCCUCAUCAACGAGUUCGUCGACGUGGGCAAGUCCCCCGACAUCCCCUACGUGUAUGUCCUGCACCAAGGGGAGGUGCAGAACCUCAAGCCCAUCCAGGUGGUGACCGCCUGCAGCCUGGACAUCUACAACUUCCCCUUCGACGUGCAGAACUGCUCGCUCACCUUCACCAGUUGGCUGCACAACAUCCAGGACAUCAACCUCUCGCUGUGGCGGCAUCCUGAUCAGGUGAAGUUCGACCGCAGCGUCUUCCUGAACCAGGGGGAAUGGGAGCUGCUCUGCGUGCUCAGCCACUUCCGCGAGUUCAGCGUCCAGGGCAGCGACAGCUACCCCGAGAUGAAGUUCUACGUCGUUAUCCGGAGACGCCCUCUCUUCUAUGCCGUCAGCUUGCUGCUCCCCAGCAUCUUCCUCAUGGUCAUGGACAUUGUGGGCUUCUACCUGCCUCCAGACUGCGGCGAGAGGGUCUCCUUCAAGAUCACCCUGCUGCUGGGUUAUUCCGUCUUCCUGAUCAUCGUGUCCGACACGCUGCCAGCCACUGCCAUUGGCACCCCGCUCAUAGGCAUCUACUUCAUCGUGUGCAUGGCCCUGCUCGUCCUCAGCCUGACCGAGACCAUCCUGAUCGUGCGGUUGGUGCACAAGCAGGACCUGCAGCCCCACGUCCCUGACUGGGUCAAGUGGCUGGUGCUGGACCGAGCCACCGUCCUGCUCUGCUGCCGUGACAGGAAGCAGUUCAGCCCCAUGUGGGCGCAGAGAGCCGAGAGCACCCGGCACUUGGAGAGCAAUGACAGCUCAACCAAGCUGAACCACUACAGCGGCGAGAUCCCCCAGGAGUACGAGGGGGCAGGGGGCAUGAGGCCCAUGCUGACCACCCUGGCCCGCGGGGAGAGCCCAGCCAUGAUGCACAGCAUCCUCCAGGAGAUCAUUUCCAUCCGCCACUUCCUGGAGAAGCGGGAUGCUUCCCGCGCCAUCGCCUGCGAGUGGCUGCAGGUGGGCUACGUGCUGGAUGCCCUGCUCUUCCGCGCUUACCUGGUGGCCGUGCUGGCCUACAGUGUCACACUGGGCACGCUCUGGUCCAUCUGGCAGUAUGCCUGA